Enterobius vermicularis (human pinworm) is the source of this 1569-nucleotide messenger RNA. The record is from the annotation of a GenBank genome assembly. NCBI's taxonomy places the organism in Eukaryota, Metazoa, Nematoda, Chromadorea, Rhabditida, Oxyuridae.
UUGGCUGUAAGUCAAGUGAACGGUGAUGUGGAUUCUACGGGAACUGAUUUCUUGACAAUAUUUCCAUGGAACAACAACGAUGUAGAUCAUUUUCCAGUUGUAGCAGCAAUAGAUUUCAUCAAUUCCGAUGAAACAACAACUGCAACAGUGGACAUAAGCUACAGCGUAUAUGCAAUUUCCGGUGAUGAUAUUACCACAACAAUAAAAACUAAACGUAUAACUGUAGGAAAAAAAUCGAAAGAAACAUUCGCAUUUGGCAGCGAUUCUGUAUACCAGUACCUGGCUCAAGGUCUUAACCUGGACUACCCAAGCACAAAAAUUUUUGUCCAUUCUAGCAGUCCCAUUUCUGUUUUCGCUCAUACCUAUACAGCUGAAGGAAUUGGAGAUACUUUUGCAGUUUUACCCACUGCAAUGGCUUCAAAAGAGUACUCAUUUUCACUUCCUAAACAUCAAAGUGCUAAAGCUCUUGGAAUGAUCUAUCUGCUUCCAACUGUAGCAGAUGCAAGGAUUUCAUUAACGCUUAUAACCGCAACAAAGACCAGAGAUUAUUCUGUUACGGUACCGGCCGGUUUGACAGACAACGUAGCGAUGUUUGGUACUCCACCAAAGGACUUUUCGCUGUAUGCAACCAGUGAUCAACCAUUCCUAAUUGUUGCUGCAAUUAGGAUGUUACCAGCGUCAAAUGCCAAAUACGAGUUUGGUUGCUUUAUGCCAAUUCCACUGACAAGCAAAAAUUGUGCCGAGGAAUCAGUGAACGAUUUUCACAUAACAGAUCUUUCGUCUGCUUCAUACUUCACAGUAACAUCGCCUGGUUCUGGCUGUUCCAGAUUCCAAGUAGAACUUAGCUCAGAAAAAAGAAACAGUAAUUUAACUAUUGAACCAGGCAAAAGUCAGGAGCCUUUCUACUUUGCAAAAGGAUUACAUGGCGAUGUGGCAGCUUUUCGUUCUCGAAACGCAUUGGUAGAGAUGGUUCGUUACGGCGGCUUUAGCGUCUCUGGAAGUGGUGCUUUUCUGGACAACUUACCAUCAGUGAAUCAAUUUGUCACUGGAGUAACACCGUAUUUGUCAUUUAGAAUAGAUGAUUCACUUACGAUUUUCGGCGAUCAGGCAACUUCAAAUACAGCCAAAAACGACGGUACUGCGGUAACCGGCUGGAAACAAAUAAAAUUCUUUGACAGAUCUUUUUACUACACUACUUUGGUGGUCUCAAGCGGUGUUCACUUCUUCAGUUCUUCGGGCCAAUACAUCCUUCAUGUCAGCGGCUUAUCCAGCAAUUAUUCUCAAGGAUUUACGCCGAGAUUUGUAUGGAAAGGUACGGCUGCUCCGACACCAAUCCCACCUUCACCAAGCGGACAAACGGCGACACCGACGCGGGUAACACCAACCGGUCAAUCGGUGACGCCAACCGGGGUGACACCAACCGGUCAAUCGGUGACACCAACCGGUCAAUCGGUGAGACCGUCAGGUUCACCUACAACAGUUGUAACCCCACCAAAAAGCGGCAGUAAUGCUGCAGAAGCUUUUGUUGGUCUAAUUGCUAUGGCACUCUAUUUUGCUUUAAUAAUUUAA